This is a messenger RNA of Ficedula albicollis (Collared flycatcher), 3435 nucleotides long. RefSeq names its product transmembrane protein 57 (gene MACO1). The coding region runs from base 1 to 2724 and encodes 907 amino acids. The record is from RefSeq and is a predicted model, not a curated record. Lineage: Eukaryota; Metazoa; Chordata; Aves; Passeriformes; Muscicapidae. The transcript is spliced from 14 exons. Gene Ontology annotation, cellular component: rough endoplasmic reticulum membrane. Gene Ontology annotation, biological process: neuronal signal transduction.
AUGGAGCGCGCACAGCACCGCGGAGCCCUUCUCUGCAGAACCGGCCCUGUGCCCCCGCAGCGGCCGCGCAGCGCUCUGCGGGCCGGCACGGAGAUAAAGCGGCCGAGAGGGGCCGCGGGGCGGGGGCUCAGCCGGGCGGUGCUGGAACCGGAGCCCACAGCGGUGCCGGUGCCGCUGCCCGGCAGUGACUCGGCAGCGCCCGGCGACAGCGACAGCGACCGUGACAGCGACAGCGACCGUGACAGCGACAACAACAGUGACAACGACAACGACAGUGACAGCGACAACGACAGCGGGACCCGCCCGGCGCCGCCCCUCACCGAACGCCCGCCCCCUCCCCACAGGCCGCCCUUAGGGACUGCGCUCCCAUUGGCCGAGCUCAGCCCCUGCCGGCCUCUGAUUGGUCUAUCCCCAGCACCAGCGGCGCGUUCUGCACUGCGAUUGGCCCGCUCGCCUGUCACUCAGGGCCGCGCGCUGUUCAUUGGCUGGCGCGGCCCGUCAGUCACCCCCAGGGUUAUUUUGCCCUCGGUUUUGCUGUCGGUCACCGUGAGGGGCGGGAAGCAGGCUGCAGCGCAUAGACGGGAGGAGACGAAAAUGUGCAUUGUGAUUGGUUGUCAGGCCAUCAAUCACACAACCCGCUCUCUGAUUGGGCUGCAGGGCUGUCACUCACGGCGGUGGGCGUGCCACGCGCAGGCACGAGGCGGGCUCAGCUUUCCGGCGCUGCGAUUGGCACUCCGUGGGCUGGCAGCCAAGUGGGGGCUGUCUCAUCUCCAAGUGGCCCUGGUGGCACAAGAUGUCCUUUGCUCCCGCAGCACGUUCCUGUACCUGAAGUUCCUGGUGGUGUGGGCGCUGGUGCUGCUGGCUGACUUCGUGCUGGAGUUCCGCUUCGAGUACCUGUGGCCCUUCUGGCUCUUCAUCAGGAGCGUCUACGACUCCUUCCGCUACCAGGGCCUGGCCUUCUCAGUAUUUUUUGUGUGUGUAGCAUUUACCUCCAACAUCAUCUGUCUGCUCUUCAUCCCAAUCCAGUGGCUGUUCUUUGCUGCCAGCACCUAUGUGUGGGUACAGUAUGUGUGGCACACAGAAAGAGGUGUGUGCUUACCAACAGUAUCACUGUGGAUACUUUUUGUUUAUAUUGAAGCAGCCAUUAGAUUUAAAGAUUUAAAAAAUUUCCACGUGGACCUUUGUCGUCCAUUUGCAGCACACUGCAUUGGCUACCCUGUUGUGACUUUGGGCUUUGGCUUUAAAAGUUACGUCAGCUACAAGAUGCGUCUGAGGAAGCAGAAGGAGGUGCAGAAGGAGAACGAGUUCUACAUGCAGCUCCUGCAGCAGGCACUGCCCCCAGAGCAGCAGAUGCUGCAAAGGCAGGAGAGGGAGGCAGAGGAAGCAGCCAAAGGAUUAUCUGAUAUGGAUUCCUCAAUACUCCUGCAGCACAAUGGAGGCAUUCCAGCCAAUAAAAAAAUCUCUGCAACGUUGCCAGAGCUGGAAUAUCGAGAAAAAGGGAAAGAAAAGGACAAGGAUGCAAAGAAACACAACCUUGGAAUAAACAACAACAUUUUGCAACCUGUAGACUCUAAAAUACAAGAAAUUGAAUAUAUGGAAAACCAUAUCAAUAGUAAAAGAUUAAAUAAUGAUCUUGUAGGAAGUACAGAAAACCUCUUAAAAGAGGACUCAUGCACUGCCUCGUCCAAAAAUUACAAAAAUGUCAGUGGGGUUGUGAACUCCUCACCCCGCAGCCACAGUGCAAGCAACGGGAGCAUCCCCUCCUCAUCCUCCAAAAAUGAGAAAAAACAGAAAUGUGCCAGCAAGAGCCCCAGCACACAUAAGGACUUAAUGGAGAACUGUAUUCCUAAUAACCAGCUAAGCAAACCAGAUGCACUGCUCAGGUUGGAACAGGACAUCAAGAAGCUAAAGGCCGACCUGCAGGCCAGCAGGCAGGUGGAGCAGGAGCUGCGCAGCCAGGUGAGCUCGCUGAGCUCGGCCGAGCGCGGCACGCGCGCCGAGAUGGGCCAGCUGCGCCAGGAGAACGAGCUGCUGCAGACCAAAUUGCACAACACUGUACAGAUGAAACAAAAAGACAAACAAAUGAUCAGCCAGCUGGAGAAGAAGCUAAAGGCAGAGCAGGAGGCACGAACCUUUGUAGAAAAACAAUUAAUGGAAGAAAAGAAAAGGAAGAAAUUGGAAGAAGCAACUGCUGCACGAGCUGUCGCCUUCGCUGCUGCCACGAGGGGGGAGUGCACCGAGACCCUGCGGAGCCGCAUCCGGGAGCUGGAGACGGAGUGCAAGAAGCUGACAAUCGACAUCAAACUGAAGGAGGAUCAGAUCAGGGAGCUGGAAAUGAAAGUUCAGGAGCUGAGGAAGUACAAGGAGAACGAGAAGGACACCGAGGUGUUGAUGUCUGCACUCUCAGCCAUGCAGGACAAGACCCAGCACCUGGAGAACAGCCUGAGUGCAGAGACCAGGAUCAAGCUGGACCUGUUCUCUGCCCUGGGAGAUGCCAAAAGGCAGCUGGAGAUCGCCCAAGGGCAGAUCCUGCAGAAGGAUCAGGAGAUCAAGGAGCUGAAGCAGAAGAUCGCCGAGGUGAUGGCGGUGAUGCCCAGCAUCUCCUACACUGCAGCCACCAGCACCCUCAGCCCCGUGGCCCCACACUAUUCCUCCAAAUUCGUGGAGCCCAGCCCCUCUGGACUCGACCCCAAUGCCUCUGUCUACCAACCCCUGAAAAAAUGAAACCAAUGCCAAGGUUCUCUGUGCCCUCAGGGCUCUCUUGCAGUCAAGAUGAAAAAAAAUUCUUUUGUGUGGGAACUGUGUUUGUUGUCAUUUCCAGCUGGAGGAAAGAGCAUUGAACUAGAACUGCCCAUCUGUUUUUUUUGUUUUUGUUUUUUUUUUUUUUUCUUGUAAAUUUUUAGAAAACCUCACAGAACUUUGAGAUUUGUUUUCCUUGGCCAACGCAUUAAAAAACAAUUCUUGGUUUUCAAGUAGCCAAUUUUGCCUUUUUAUGUACUCUUGCAUGGUUUCCUCUUGAAAAAAACAAAAAUGCAAAAAAACCACAGGGCUUUGCUUGGUUUUGAACCCUUUCUCCUCAGUUUUUUAUUUAAUGGUCAAAUUGGAUUUGCAGAUUCACCCAGUGAAGGAAAACCCUUCAGUUUUCCCAGUGAAAGGGUAAAACAAUCCAACAAAGCUUUGAUUUAUAAAUGUAUUAAAUACAAACACGUGGAUGUCGCAGAAGAUAAUUUGAUUUUUUUUUCCCCACCCUCAAAGGACCAAACAAAUUCCAGGGGCGUUGUUUAAGGGAAGGAAUAAAGAAUAGCUGAUGAUGUGCUGGUGGUUGUUGUGUGAAAUAUUUCUAUUUAUAUCCCCAUUGGUGUUUUUUAGUCAUUGAGAAUUGCUAAAGAGUCUUGUUCACAGUGCCUUGGGAAAAAACAAAGAAAAAAAAAAAAA